Messenger RNA from Dermochelys coriacea (leatherback sea turtle), 1895 nucleotides. Its product is annotated as circumsporozoite protein-like. Lineage: Eukaryota; Metazoa; Chordata; Testudines; Dermochelyidae. The coding region runs from base 192 to 761 and encodes 189 amino acids. The transcript is spliced from 2 exons. The record is from RefSeq and is a predicted model, not a curated record.
AAUGUAACCAGUGCAAUCUGCUUGCUUGAGUUUGGAAGCUUGUCCCUUACUUCAGAGCUUCAGCCAGUUACCUCCAGGAGUCAGGAGGAACAUUUUUCCCAAUGAACAAUUAGUUAAAUGUAUUUUGGGUGGUUUAUUUUGCCUUCCUCUGAUGCAUCGGUGACUGACCACGGUUGGAGACAGGACAUUGGAUGGGGCGGAUCAGAACUCUGAGAUGGUACAGAGAAUCCUCUGGCUUAGAUGUCGGGCUGCUGUGCCUUGUUCAUCUGCUCAGGGUCAAACUGAUUGCCAGAUUUGGGGUUGGGAAGGAAGGACCUAAAUCACAGCCCAGGCCUGUGCAUGCUGGAAACAAUGUUGCCUCAGUUACUAAAGACUGUAUUCCUCUGAAAGAUGGGAACUAUAUUCCUCAGGAUGACAGGGACUGCGUCCCCCCAGACUUUGACGACUGUGUCCCCCCAGACUUUGACGACUGUGUUCCUCCAGACUUUGACAACUUCAUCCCUCCAGCCUUUGACAACUGUGCUCCUCCAGACUUUGACAACUUAAUCCCCCCAGCCUUUGACAACUGUGCUCCUCCAGCCUUUGACAACUGUGUUCCUCCAGACUUUGACAACUGCAUCCCCCCAGACUUCGAUGACUGUGAUCCCUCAGAAUAUGAUGACUGUGGUCUCCCAACAUUCAAUGAUUCUGGUCCUAUAGAUGGCAGGAACUAUACUCCUGUGGUCAAUGGGGACCAUAUUCCUCUGGAUUUUGGGGAUUAAGUCCCUCUGGACAUUGAAGACUAAGUUGAAAGAUGGAGCUGAAUGAAGGGAGCAAGCCAGGGUUCUACUGCCAGCAGAGAUUGAAACAAAAUUUCCGGAGGACAUAUCUGAAGAUCUUCACAUUAGAUUUUGCCAGGUCAUAUGUAGCAUGUGCCUGUUGAUGGUAUAACUGUAAAAUCUGACUGUUGGAUCCACAUGUUGUCUCUCAUCUGGUGAUGAGCCAACCUCCAAAUUCUGGAUUAUCCAAAUUCUGUAAUGCUUAUCCAUUCCUUAUUCAAGUUAUCCAAACCUCUUUGAGUCUGAAGAAUUGGGCUGGUAAGCUUAAGAGAACCCAUCAUCUAUAGCACUUUAGUUUGCAGUCAUGGAUGUAAACACAGAGAAAGGAGCUUUGCUCGUUAUAUUUCAGCACUUCCAGCUCGGAGCCCGGUUGCAUACCAAACACAGAAAAUAAAUUCAUAUUUUUUGGAAUCUCAAAAAAAGGUUUGAUUUUGCUUUUGUUUCUAAAAACAAGGAAUGGUUUAGAGACGAGAAGGAUUUCCUAGUUUUCUGGACCUAUGUGCUUAGCCCUAGUCUCGACACCAGUCUUCUUUUCUGCUUAAUCCACAGGUGAAUGUGCGAAGAGGGGAAUAUCAAAGUCAAGAUGCCCCAUCUCAGUGGAUCUGAUUGCUUGGUGUUGCUGCUAGCAUGGCAUUUCGGGCCAAAUAGGCUGUAGUUUAAUGUAGUGAAGUUAGACAGAGGUUUAUCUCAUGAGUUGGUUUGUUUAACUGUAUGAACAGUAUAUCUGGUAAUUUAUUCUACUAAAGUCACAUUAAAAAGGAAGCUACAUUGAACUUGUGCCUGGCUAGAGGCUGAACACAUGGUUAUUUUGACAAAAAAACCAUUGAAUUGCUAGCAAAUUGUCUGAAUUUUAAGCAUAUACUGUUGAACUUGUGAUAAUUUACAUCCUUAAUAAUUUGAAACUGUAUUUCUUGAGCUUCUUAGAGUGUAAUAACACCUCUGUUAAAGAUGUGUAAUUUUUAUUAUAAUAAAGCUUUUCACUUUUAUUUUGUAGUGUGGUGUAUGUGCCGGUUAUUAAAGUGUUAAUUUGUUUUUUAGAUGGCAACAGAAACAAUGUCAUGUCCUUUUGGGUAGGAC